Messenger RNA from Sphaeramia orbicularis (orbiculate cardinalfish), 1229 nucleotides. Its product is annotated as zinc finger protein 239-like. Gene Ontology annotation, molecular function: DNA-binding transcription repressor activity, RNA polymerase II-specific; RNA polymerase II cis-regulatory region sequence-specific DNA binding. The record is from RefSeq and is a predicted model, not a curated record. The coding region runs from base 212 to 1075 and encodes 287 amino acids. Lineage: Eukaryota; Metazoa; Chordata; Actinopteri; Kurtiformes; Apogonidae. Gene Ontology annotation, biological process: regulation of transcription by RNA polymerase II. The transcript is spliced from 3 exons. Gene Ontology annotation, cellular component: nucleoplasm.
GAGCAUUCCAAAGUCGUGGUUUCUUCUUUAUUCUAGCUACAACAAUUGGUGCCUGAACAGGGACACAAAAGAGGCCUUGGUUGAUUCGCAGAUGGGAUAUGGUGACACUGUGUCUGGGGCCCAAACUAAAGAAAGAAGCCAAAGGUGGAUUUUAACUGGAACUUAAAAGUCCUAUCUGGAAGAAGACCAAGCUCACCUGAUUCCAGCAAACAUGGAUGGAAGACCCACCUGUGACCAGUGUGGGAAGGCUUUCACCACAGCAAGGGACUUAAAAAGGCACCAACGCAUCCACACUGGAGAAAAACCAUUCAACUGUGACCAGUGUGGAAAAGCUUUUACCCAAAAGAGUAAUUUAAAAAUCCACCAACGCAUCCACAGUGGAGAAAGACCAUAUGACUGUGCCCAGUGCGGGAAGGCUUUCACCACAGCAAGGGACUUAGAAAGGCACCAACGCAUCCACAGUGGAGAAAGACCAUUUCACUGUGCCCAGUGUGGGAAGGCUUUCACCACAGCAAGGGACUUAAAAAGGCACCAACGCAUCCACACUGGAGAAAGACCAUUUCACUGUGCCCAGUGUGGGAAGGCUUUCACCACAGCAAGUAGCUUAAAAAUCCACCAACGCAUCCACACUGGAGAAAGAUUACACGACUGUGACCAGCAUGGGAAGACUUUCACCACAGCAGGUAACUUAAAAAGGCACCGACUCAUCCACACUAGAGAAAGGCCAUUCGACUGUGACCAGUGUGGGAAGACUUUCAUCAGUAUAAGUGAUUUAAAAAUCCACCAACGUAGCCACACUGGAGAAAGACCAUAUGACUGUGACCAGUGUGAAAAGACUUUCACCAUAAAGAGUCAUUUAAAAAUCCACCAACGCAUCCACACUGGAGACAGACCAUAUUGCUGUGACCAGUGUGGGAAGACUUUCAGAGCCUUGUCUGCAUUACAUUCUCACCAUCAUGUUCACCACAAGAAGAUGAUGUACCCCUGUGAUAAGUGCGCAAAGAUGUUCUGGUCAUCUUACUCUUACAAAUGUCACCAACAGACCCAUAUUGGAGAGAAUCUGGACCAAUGCUGAUUCUGUGACAGAUCUUUUAUCACAGGUUCACAAUGUACCAAACAUUUCCACAAAAGACAAAAACUGAACAAUUGUACAAAAAGUAAGACUCUAGAAACUAGUAGAAACAAUCAGUGUCAUAACACACCAGAACAGUUUGAGUGUUACAGAUGUG